Molecule: messenger RNA, 3971 nt
Organism: Rhinolophus ferrumequinum (greater horseshoe bat)
Lineage: Eukaryota; Metazoa; Chordata; Mammalia; Chiroptera; Rhinolophidae
Gene: ZNF48
Product: zinc finger protein 48
Exons: 3
Coding region: 1351-3231 (626 amino acids)
Biological process (GO): regulation of transcription by RNA polymerase II
Cellular component (GO): nucleus
Molecular function (GO): DNA-binding transcription activator activity, RNA polymerase II-specific; RNA polymerase II cis-regulatory region sequence-specific DNA binding
Source: RefSeq, a predicted model, not a curated record
UUCACGUGAUAAAGGAUGGGGCUUGUUUGGAGAAAAGAAGGUCCCCAUCUUGAGCUUUCUGUGGGACAGUGUAUGGUGGACAGCAGUUUUCCCAUUUCAUUAUCAGCUGGAUUAGUUCAUCUUGCCUUGUUCUUCAUAGCUCCCUGUGGCCUCACCAAGCAUUCCUGGAAGGGCUUCUGUAUCUUUAGCCCUGAGUUCAAGUUCAGAUCUUUUAAUUCCAGGCUUUGUCGUCUCAAAGUCAAAGUUAGCUCUGUAUGCAUGUAGGCUGGCCAGCUUUUGGGGGGAAGGUUCCUCCAAGAGAGGAUGGCUCUUUGCCAUCUGGUUCCCCCCUUACCUGUUUCCUAGCACAGGUGCCUGGCACAUGUUGACCCCAGGAAAUGUUUGUGGCAUAAAUGAGUAAACUUACCGUACUAUCCUUAGCUCCCGCUGCUUUCCUACUAUGUCAAUUCACACAGCAUCUAAACAGGACUAUUCUCUGUUUUCCUCUUAGAGGAUGUCUUUUUUUUUUUUUUUUUUUUUUUUUGAGGAUAAGUCUUAAUCAGCUUUGGAUCUCAAGCUUCUAGAACAAAGCAGGUUUUCAAUUAGUGUGUGGGCCACUGUUCAUUCCGUUCCCUCUAUCUAGAAUUCUUCACUUCAGCCAGGCUCUGGACUUUGAAAUCUUAGCUGUCCUUGAAGCGUCAGCUCAAAAACGCCACAUCUUGCUUCAUUACUCCAGCCUAAAGAGUAAUAGCUGAUAUUUUUUGCAAAGGGUUGUCCACAGUAUCAAUCCUCCACCAUUCAAAUUAUCAUUCUUCCUGAUUUACAGUUUAGGAAACAGAAGCAACUUCCCAAGGUCAAACUACAGUAAACUCUGUACACAAAUGACUUCAAAGACACGUCCACAGCCGCUAAACUCUACAGAAGGUCCCUCUCUGUACUACGGUCCCAUCAGAGCUUGUUCAUGGGGACAGUAUAGGAUCUGUCACGUCAUCUGCACUGUUUCCAUCUUCUACUGGGUUGAGAGCCCUGUGCUGUUUCUUUGCAUUUCCACCGCCUAGGCAGUGUCUAGAUAUUGGAUGGUGGUCCCGGGCAAACUCAUCUCCCACUACAGGUGCAGGUACCUCUCAUACCUUAAGUUUGUUAUUGUUCAUGAUUUGUGGGCUUGCCUCUUUAAACUGGUAGCACCCCAAGGACAAAUCUCGUAUGUGUUUCAUCUCUUUAUCCCAAACUCUUGGCUUGGCACUCGGGUGCUACUCAAGGUGAAUUAAGAAACCUCCGUUAUCCCUCCCUAUCACUAGAUGGGCUGCAGACACUUCCAGGCUUUCUUUCCUCCUCCCUAAUGGCAAGCUUGCCCAAGGGCGCUUGCCGGCGAUGGAGCGCGCAGUGGAGCCCUGGGGCCCAGACCUCCGUGGCCGGGAGGAAAGGGAGCAGCUGCGAGGCGCCCGCACAGGUCUAGGGAGUGAGAACGUGGAGAUGUCUCAGACGGAUGAGUUUGAACACACCCCACAGGAGGAUGACUUGGGGUUCAAGGAAGAGGAAGGUCUGACCUCGGGUCAUGAAGUCGGAAAUGCCUCUCUCAAACCUGAAGGCAUCCAGACCUGGGAUGACUUAUGGGUCCAGAGAGAGGGCCCAGGAAAGCCGCAGGCUCAGGACAGAGGCCCCCGGCUCCUGGGAGAGCCACGCUGGGGCCAGGCUAGCGAUCGGUCUGCUGUGUGUGGCGAGUGUGGCAAGAGCUUUCGGCAGAUGUCAGAUCUGGUGAAACACCAGCGGACCCACACAGGGGAGAAACCCUACAAGUGCGGGGUCUGCGGCAAGGGCUUUGGGGACAGUUCUGCCCGUAUCAAACACCAGCGAACUCACAGUGGUGAAAAGCCCUACAGAGCCCGACCACCGGCCCAGGGCCCCCCAAAGAUUCCUCGGUCCAGGAUCCCUGCUGGAGAGCGCCCCACUAUCUGCGGUGAAUGUGGCAAGAGCUUCCGGCAGAGUUCUGACCUGGUGAAACACCAGCGGACACACACGGGUGAGAAGCCCUACAAGUGUGGCAUCUGUGGCAAGGGCUUUGGCGACAGUUCUGCCCGCAUAAAGCACCAGCGGACACACCGGGGGGAGCAGGCCCCCCGGCCCGUGGUGCCCCGGCGGCAGCCAUCCCGAGCAGCCCCGGCAGCCACACAGGGACCCAAGGCUCGGGACAAACCAUAUAUCUGCACCGAUUGUGGCAAAAGAUUUGUGCUCAGCUGCAGUCUUCUGAGCCACCAGCGCAGUCACCUGGGGCCCAAACCUUUUGGCUGUGAUGUGUGUGGAAAGGAAUUUGCCCGGGGCUCAGACCUAGUGAAGCACCUGCGGGUGCACACGGGAGAGAAGCCCUACCUGUGCCCUGAGUGUGGCAAGGGCUUCGCUGACAGCUCUGCCAGGGUGAAGCACCUGCGCACCCACAGUGGGGAGAGGCCUCAUGCCUGCCCGGAAUGUGACCGCACCUUCAGCCUCAGCUCCACCCUUCUCCGUCACCGCCUCACUCACAUGGAAGCCCAGGACUUCAGCUUCCCAGGCUACCCUUUGGCCCCCCUGAUCCCCAGCCCACCCCCCAGCUCAAGCCCACCCCCACCUCCUCUUGGCACCAGCCCCCCAUUGACACCUCGAAGCCCUUCGCACUCAGGCGACGGGCCUUUUGGCCUGCCUGGCUUGGAGCCCGAGCCUGGGGGCCCCCAGGCUGGGGAGCCACCCCCACCGCUAGCAGGUGACAAGCCCCACAAGUGUCCUGAGUGUGGCAAGGGCUUCCGCCGAAGCUCGGACCUGGUGAAACACCAUCGUGUGCACACAGGGGAGAAGCCCUACCUGUGCCCUGAAUGUGGCAAGGGCUUCGCUGACAGCUCCGCCCGAGUCAAGCACCUCCGCACCCACCGUGGGGAACGGGCUCGGCCACCACCGCCCUCCACUCUCCUGAGGCCACAUAACCCCCCUGGCCCAGCACCCAUGGCCCCUCGACCCCGAGUCCGGGCCCAGCCCUCUGGACCCAGCCAGCCCCAUGUGUGUGGCUUCUGUGGGAAGGAGUUCCCCCGGAGUUCAGAUCUGGUCAAACACAGACGCACUCACACUGGGGAGAAGCCAUACAAGUGUGCAGAGUGUGGCAAGGGCUUUGGGGACAGUUCUGCCCGCAUCAAGCACCAGCGUGGGCACCUGGUCCUCAGGCCCUUUGGGACAGGGGAUGGUCGGGCAAGGCCCCUCAAGGAGGAGCCACCAACAGGGCUGGAAUGACGGGGGCCAGGGAGGGUGGAGGCCCAGGAGACCAAAGGGUUGCUUGAGCAGAGAAGAAAGGGCCUGGGAGGUGGUGGGAGGGAGGAGGGGAAGAAACGGAAGAAAGGAGUGACUAGAUAGAGAUUGGAGACUGGCCUUGGAGCUCAGGAAACUGUCCCAGCUGGGCUGAGGACCCUACCAGUGUGGUCUGUACCCGCAGCUUCUAGAACACUGCCUCGUACACAGUCGGCACUCAGUAAACACUUUUUGAAUUCAUAAACUGGCCUUAGCCUGACGACUCUUGAACCUAAAAUUCCUGCUGCCUCUUAACCUGUAAAGAUGGACGCUUCCCAACCUCGCGUCUGGGAGACCAGCACCCUGAACUACGGUUUGUUUAUCCUUAUGAGCUGCGACAAACAGACUGCUGGAGUUCAGGGUGACAAUUAGGCAGGGGAAACCUAGUCAUCCUUCUGAGAGGAUUGCCAUGUGGCAGGCAGUACCCGGCCCCAGGCCACUGACAUGGGCUUAGCCUGGAAAGGGGCUCGGACAGAGCCCAGACCUACCUGCCCUGGAGAACCCCAACCUACCCUGACACCUGGACACUGGCAGAAUAGACCAGUGAGCAGAAGGAGCACUCCUGCUCUGGACGCCAAGGUGACGGGGAGAAGGACAGAACAAGUGAGAGGCGGGGAAGAAGCUCCAAGACCAGACAGCCAUGUCUCCAUGUGUCUCCUUGCUAAUAAACUGCUUCUCAUCUGAGG